Molecule: messenger RNA, 732 nt
Organism: Ostertagia ostertagi
Lineage: Eukaryota; Metazoa; Nematoda; Chromadorea; Rhabditida; Trichostrongylidae
Source: the annotation of a GenBank genome assembly
AUGAAUGGCUAUGGCAUCACGUCGCAAGGCGAUGAAGCCGGUUCUGCCUCGGUCGACCAUACGGAAAACUCGUCCAGCGUGAAGCGAACUGGCAAAAUGGCAUCGUUCAAUGACACGCGUCGUUGGGCACACGACUCCGAGGACGACGGAAAAUUGACUGGAAAACCACCAGCUGAUGUGAUAGAAGAGUGUUUAAUGAAGGGCAAAUUGAAGAGCGACUGCCAAAAUUAUAUCCGAGUGCUGGCGCGCCAAUCAUCGGGCAAGGCGUUGAUAUGUGGAACGCACGCGUUUUCGCCAAAAUGCAGAGAAUACGUGUAUUCGAGCACCGAUGGCACGUUAAAAAACGUUCGGCAAUUUGACGGAAUGGGCAUAUCGCCGUAUGAUCCGCGUGAUAAUUCGACCGUGGUGUAUCUGCCCGAGACGAAUGAGAUCUACACGGGGACCGUAUCAGAUUUUGUAGGCAAUGACCCUUUAAUAUAUCGGAAACGAAUCGGUGAAAACGAUCGCGAUAACGGUAUUCGGACCCAACGCGAUGACGCCCGGGUCCUGGACUGUAAGUUUUCGAGAAAGUUGAGCUGUGUGGGGCGAGAUAUUGAUACGCGCCAAAUUUUGUCGGCUUCAUUCGUCUACAAGGAACAUGUCUACUAUUGGUAUCGGGAACGAGCCGCUGAAGCGAUGGAUAAUAAUGAAGAGCGUCAGAUCUUACGCUCGUGUGGCACGGGUUUGUCGUAA